Aedes aegypti (yellow fever mosquito) is the source of this 2696-nucleotide messenger RNA. RefSeq names its product neurocalcin homolog (gene Nca). Gene Ontology annotation, molecular function: calcium ion binding. The transcript is spliced from 5 exons. Bases 1184 to 1756 code for a protein of 190 amino acids. NCBI's taxonomy places the organism in Eukaryota, Metazoa, Arthropoda, Insecta, Diptera, Culicidae. The record is from RefSeq and is a predicted model, not a curated record.
CAGAAGAUCCGACACCCGAAAAAAAAGGCAAAACCGAAGGAAAAAUAACUUUUUAGCAGCAGCUAGCACAGCUCCUUGUCAUCGUCGUUCGCGUUUUUCCUCCACACACACAGCAGGCCAAGCAAUAAGAAGAGCUCGGUGCGUUCUUUUGGCAGGGCUCCGGAUUUUUCCCCGUGCGAAAUCGAAAGAAAGCUCAAGAAAAGCGAGAAUCAGAAAUUCUGCGGUUUUGGUCCAGUCAGCAAGAGACUUCUCGUUUCAGGAGGUUCCUCUCGUAACAAGCAAAACGGCAGUGGAAAAACAUUAAGAGAAAAACGGUAUCCGAGGUGUCAGUAAGAGGACAAUCCUUGGUCCUUUCGGGAGCAAAAUUCGCGAAAAGAGGAAUCUCAAACUUUCGUCCCAGUUCGGAAUUUCGACGCGUUUUUUGUGAAUCUCGUGGUGAAUAAGGUUUGAUACCUAUAAAAAGUAGCAAUCGACGGAAGUUUAGUGCCCCUUAAAAUAGAAGCGGAUUGUGCAAAGAGAGCGUGGAAAGGCCUUUAUCAAAACAGAUUUGCCUAUAGAAGAAAAUAGUGUGAUUGGCAAGUGCAAAUUCCCCCCUGCCUGUGAAACCAGUUCGGGAUUCCACUUCCAAGUUCCAAUCGGAUUCCCAGUCGUGUCGUGAUUAUUGGAUUCUGUGUGUUUUCGCGUCAGUGAGAAGAAGCAGAGUGCAGAGAACGAAACCUCCUUCGAAGGACUCCCCCGCAAAGGACUCCCACGUCACACCGCUGGAUUGUCCCGGGUCCAAGACGCGUUGCACCGGUAGUCUGCUGUAAAGUCCCUUCACUUCUUUUUUAAUUAGGACGCUCCAAGGAUCCGAACAAGAAAAUAAAAGGGAAAAAGUCGCCAAUCCAGGAGAGCGUAGUUUUCCCCCCUCACACGUACCUGCCUCACAUAGGAGCGCGCACACCUACCGGCAAGCAUCCAGUCUUUAGGGUGUAAGAUCCACCCAUCACCCACCACCACCCACCCGUUUAGGGUUCUCUCCCCUCGGGUAGCGUGGCAUAGGUAAUAAAAAGGUUUAUUGUUACUCGCACAUACCGAUCCAGGAAAAAGUCAACAAGUGUAGUGCCCCCUUCCGCCCCGCCCAAACAGCAGACGAAUCGACGACACACAACACAGCCUCAGCAACAGCAGCAGCAGCAACACAAUGGGAAAGCAGAAUAGCAAACUGAAGCCCGAGGUGCUGGAGGAUUUGAAGCAGAACACAGAAUUUUCAGAUGCAGAGAUACAAGAAUGGUACAAAGGUUUCCUGAAAGACUGCCCCAGUGGCCACUUAUCGGUGGAGGAAUUCAAGAAAAUUUACGGCAACUUCUUCCCGUACGGAGAUGCGAGCAAGUUUGCUGAACAUGUGUUCCGAACGUUUGACGCCAACGGAGACGGCACGAUCGACUUCCGGGAGUUCCUGUGUGCCCUCAGCGUCACCUCCCGAGGCAAACUGGAACAGAAGCUGAAAUGGGCCUUCUCGAUGUACGAUCUGGAUGGUAACGGGUACAUUUCCCGGCAGGAGAUGCUCGAAAUUGUCACCGCAAUCUACAAGAUGGUCGGCUCGGUGAUGAAAAUGCCAGAAGACGAAAGCACACCGGAGAAGCGAACGGACAAAAUCUUCCGCCAGAUGGACCGCAACAAGGACGGCAAGCUGAGUCUGGAGGAGUUCAUCGAGGGUGCGAAAAGUGAUCCGUCGAUCGUGCGGCUGUUGCAAUGUGAUCCGCAGGCGCAGUGAGCAAUUCCAAAUCUAACACAACCUCCAUCACCAUCAACACCACAACAACCACCACCGCCAUCACAACAGACACAAACACUACAACAGCAAACACACGUUCGGUGUCGGCGUCGCGGCGGCUGUCGCUGGCGUCGACUUCGAGCCACUGAUGCAACUACUUCUAUCACUACUACUAUUACAACAGAACAAAUAACAGCAGCAAAUGCGUCUAAUGCUAGUAAUGCUAGUGAUGAAGAAGAGGAGGAAGAAGAAGAGGAAGUGGAAGUAGAAAACGAAGAAGAGUAUGAUUGGCUAAUAAUCGAUAAGUCGAAAGCGAGUUCGAGCCGCCGCCGCCGCGUUAGCAAACUGAGACAGAUUUUGCAACACGCUAAUAGUAACUCUGAUAACAAAAAACCUAAUAAUUAUAAAAUUUUACUAUUAUAUAACAAUAUUUAUUGCAAAUCACAGUUUAUAAUUUACAAAUUGAGAAAAAUGAUGAAAAAUGUUAAAAAACAAUACAGAUAAGUAUCACAAAACUUUAAACACAAACAAGUAUAAACUUAUAGUAAACAAGUAAAACAAAUGAAAAAAACUUUACAGUAAGCCUAAAUCGUUGAAUCAGCUGCAGAUCAUUAUUUUCUAGAUAUACAAAACAAGAGCGCGAGUUUAUAUGUAAAUAUUUUUUAAAUUGACAUUUCUUUUCAUCGCUUUUCAGUGUUCUCUCCUCCCCUUCUGUUCCAUUACGAAAACAUGUCAUAAUUAUAAGUCACGCCUCAUCCUCCUCCUUCACCCCCCUUCACGUAAACUGUUCAUGCGUUAUUAGUAAGUUGUAGUGUGUUGUCCAUACUGAAAAAAAACAUGGUAGUGUUGUUAGGCGCACUGUUAUCGAUUUCGAGUUUCUAUCUUAAGUUUGUAAAAAUCCUUCGAGCAAAACAAAAUAACGAAUCGCUUCCUAAUGAAA